Molecule: messenger RNA, 1715 nt
Organism: Amphimedon queenslandica
Lineage: Eukaryota; Metazoa; Porifera; Demospongiae; Haplosclerida; Niphatidae
Product: N-acetyllactosaminide beta-1,6-N-acetylglucosaminyl-transferase-like
Exons: 1
Coding region: 76-1593 (505 amino acids)
Cellular component (GO): membrane
Molecular function (GO): acetylglucosaminyltransferase activity
Source: RefSeq, a predicted model, not a curated record
GCCCUGUUUUUAAACAAACCCCUCCUUUUCUUAACAGAAUUUUCACCACACAGUCACCAGCAGAAGUGGAACAAGAUGAUGAUGAACCGUGUGUUCAUUCUCAAACUGAUCUUCCUACUAUUCCUCGGCAUGUUAACUGGUAUGUUUUACGUGCACUGGCUGGAGUCCUCGAGAAGCAUUGAAGAGCAGAUCCGCCACGAGGUUGCCCUUCGUUCUAUGGCUCCCGUAGAGUUUGGCCAUCACAAACUUUUAGCGAUUACCGGCAGCCAAGGCGCUGGAUCCUCUUCUUCCAGACCGAGCGAAUCACUUGAAAGAGAUUUUUGCCGCGUCUCUGAUUCUUUCCCUCGGGAGCAGCUAAUGGAAGUGAAGGGAAAUCUCCCACCGCGGCUACAACCGUCCUGGGGAAUGUGCGGCCAGCUCAUAGCUGGAGACAACUCUAGCCUCUACCAGUCGCUGAGGAGCUCGCUAAAGGGAUGGGAGAGCAGCCUGCCCGACACGGUAUUUCUUCGACAGCUAAUAAGGAACUGUUCUGAGACCUACCGUGACUUUGCGAGUAGUUCCUACUCAUCAAAGUACGAGCAUGACUUCCCAAUAGCUUACGAAAUGCUCAUCUAUCAAAAGAAAACAAGGGUCCAACAGUACAUACGACUCCUCAAGUAUCUGUACAGACCGCACAAUUAUUACUGCAUUCACAUCGACAUGAAAUCAUCAUCAAAAUGGACCCAGUUGAUCCGUGACUUUGCUUCAUGUUUUCCUAACAUUGUUGUCACUGAGAAGCAAAUACACGUCAAGUAUGCCCGCUCGUCCAUACUAUACGCUCACUUUGAAUGCUUCAAGGAACUAAUGUCUCUCUCAAAGAAAUGGAAGUAUGUUAUAAGUCUUCACGGGACGGAGCUCCCACUCACGACAAACAGGGAGAUAGUGGAAACGCUCGUGAAAAUGAACGGAAGUAACAUGAUCUCUAAAGGUAUUGACUCAAAGAACUUGGAAGGCGAGAAAAAGAAAUGGCUGACUCAUCAAGUCAUAUCAACGCAUAACGGUAGAUGGGUAGCUCUAACUGAUGUACCAUUAGGACCAAUACCCUACAACAUGACUGUCUACAAGAGUGCUGCAUCAGCCAAUAGCGCUUUCUCUCGCCCUUUCAUCCAAUUCAUUCUAACAAACAAGAAAGCUCACGCUCUUUUAAGGUUUCUAAACGACGUCCACUCUGGUGUAGAGUUUUUCUUUUCGACGAUGAAUGCUCUACCAGAGGCUCCUGGUGGAUUCCAUUCUAUAACAAGCAACACUGAACUACCACUGGUAGCACAGAGAGACUGGACGCAUGUCAUAUUAAAGCACAGAUACAUCUGUAAGGAGAGAAAGGUUGUACAUGAUAUAUGUAUUGUUAGCUCAAGUGAUCUACCAAGACUAUAUGAGGCUUCUAGUAAGAAACAAUGGCUGUUUCAUAAUAAGUACUUCAUUGAGUAUGAUCAUGUUGUAAUGGACUGUAUCGAAAGAGUUCUUUUACAAAGAAAUCAUCAUGAGUAUAUUCAAGAUUGUCAGAAAGACACUGUUUCAAGAAAUUAUUUAGACAGUCCCUCUCAGGUACAAUAAUAAUAGAGCAAUCAAUAAUAUUUUUUAUGUAAUAGAUAAUAAUUUUGUUUGUUAUUUUUCAUUUCAAAGACACUGCACAUUUUAAUUUUUAUUAUUGGAAUCCCACUUUGAAUCACAACGUA